CCAUCCUGCUCUGCUUCGGUUCAGUGUUUUUUUUUUCUUCUCAGGAGAAAGAGAGGAGUUGGAGAGCCCGGCUUCAACUGAACAACACUCCUGUCUGCUGAAUGCACCCAAACUAACAGCAGGACACGCCGACAAAAGACACUUUUAUGAGACGCACAGUCGAUUUAGAUAAAGACUGUAGAGAGAAAAUGUGAAGAUCUUCGGUUGUCACAGUGUUGGAGAAGUCGGCAGUAAACCGGGAAAGAUGGCGAGGACUCACGCUCGCAUGUUGCUCGCUUUGGCUCUGCUGGGAAUUUUCUUCCUCGAUGUGUCGGUGAAAGCAGAGCAACAGGAGGAGGAGGAGGAGAGAUCCUGUCAGGGAGCUUUCGACCUCUAUUUUGUCCUCGACAAGUCUGGAAGUGUGAAACAUCACUGGAUAGAGAUUUACUCCUUCGUCGAACAGCUGGCGGAGAAGUUUAUCAGCCCCAUGCUGCGGAUGUCCUUCAUUGUCUUCUCCACACGAGGAAACAUCAUCAUGAAACUGACUGAGAACAGGGAGUCGAUCGAUGGAGGCCUACAGGCUCUAAGGAGGGUUGUACCUGGAGGAGACACGUUCAUGAAUUUAGGCCUGGAGAUGGCUAACGCGCAGAUAUUCCAAGAGAAGCAAGGGACAGCAAGUGUUAUUAUUGCUCUGACUGAUGGAGAACUGAAUGAGUGGCAGUUUGACACCGCUCAGCGAGAGGCACAGAGGGCCAGGUCAAUGGGAGCCAUUGUUUAUUGUGUAGGGGUCAAAGAAUUCAACCAGACCCAGCUUGCAACGAUUGCAGAUACCAUGGAGCAUGUGUUUCCUGUAUGGGGAGGCUUCCAAGCCCUCAGGGGAAUCAUUGACUCGAUUAUCAAGAAGUCCUGCAUUGAGAUUCUCGCUGCGGAGCCGUCCAGCGUGUGUGCAGGAGAGAGUUUCCAGGUGGUGGUGAGAGGCAAUGGGUUUCUGCAUGCAAGAAAUACCAACCAGGUCCUCUGCAGUUUCAAACUGAAUGACACACACACUAUCGAUGAGAGACCAGCUGGAAUAGAAGACACCUUCCUGCUCUGCCCUGCUCCUGUCAUAGAGGAGGUUGGGAGGGUGAUCUACCUCCAGGUGAGCAUGAACGAGGGCAUCUCUUACAUCACCAGCUCCGUUCACAUCACUACAACUGAAUGUUUUGACGGUACCAUUGUGUUGAUAUCGUUGCUGGUGGUGUUCCUGCUGCUGGCUGUGCUGCUGAUGUGGUGGUUCUGGCCUCUCUGCUGCACUGUGGUGAUCAAAGAACCUCCACCUCCUCCUCCUCCAGAACCAGAAUCAGAUGAUGAAGAUGGGAUGCCAAAGAAGAGGUGGCCCACAGUGGACGCAUCCUACUAUGGAGGAAGAGGAGUGGGUGGCAUCAAACGCAUGGAGGUGCGAUGGGGAGAGAAGGGCUCCACCGAGGAGGGUGCUAAGCUGGACAAACCUAAAAACGCCGUUGUAAAGAUGCCAGAGCAGGAAUUUGAACCAUACGAGCCCAAGCCACGGAAACCACCUCGCCGCCCCCCACAGCAGAGGAGGUGGUACACGCCCAUCCAGGGGAAGCUGGACGCUCUGUGGGCUCUGUUCAGGAGAGGUUAUGACCAGGUGUCUCUGAUGAGGCCGCAGCCUGGAGACGAGGGUCGUUGUAUUAGUUUCCAGCGGGUCAAAGAUGCAGAGUCCACCUCAAACAACCGGCCUCCUCCUCCUCCUCCUCCUCACACACAUCUCUCUAAUAUAUCACCUCCGUCGCCGCCUCCUCCACAUGCCGAACAGCGACCCCUGGUCUCCAACUCUGUUCCCCGUACGAAGCCGCCGUCAAGAGGGCCCCGCACCACGCCCCCCGCCCGAGCACCCCCCUCCGUGACCCAACCCCCUCCUGGUCCGCCUCCAUCUCGUGUCCCUCCUGGACCUCCAGGACCACCGCCAUCGCGACCCCCACCCAGGCUCUGAUUAAGAGGAGAACACCUCGACACAUCAUGUCCUCGUUUAAGACUCAGGCAGCAGAGAGAGACAUCAAAAUGUUAUGAGGCAGGAGCUCCGGCCUGGAGCUCUGUGCUUUGUUGCUGGACAGCAAAAAAUAUUUAUCUGAUUUUAAAGUCAAACAGGAAAACAGCAUGUAGUCACCUGAUGAAGCCUGUGUGUACAGUUAGAUGUCGGUGUUUUGCAGAGGUAAGAGGAAGUGCAAACCUUUCUGGAGAUGUAUCCCAAAGGAAUGAAAUGUCAGCGAAAGUUAGAUUGAGACAGUUUGUUUGAAUGACAAAUGUAAAUAAACGUUUACUUUGGGGUAAGUAGGGAAUCAUGACUUUAAGGAUAAGGGGUGUGGUGAGAAAUUCAGCCGUAAGUGAGAGAUGAAAGCUGAAUGUUGGUUCUGGUUUUUAGACACGUUAGGUUUCACACUGUUUCACCUUUUAAACCAAAGAAACUUUUUCUACAUCUUUGUUAAAUUUAGUGUAUAACUACAGCGAUCUUAUUGUAACUGCAGGGCAGUUUCACCAUACUUUAUUUAUUUCAGCACAAGCCCUUCCUGCAUCUGUUCUUUAUUUAGUAUCAGCUGGGUUUCUUGUUGUUGUUUUUUAAAAUCACUGCGGGAGGGGAUUAUCAAGGUUGAUAUGAGGGGGGGCUUCCUGGCAUGGCUGAUCAGAUGUAUUUGUGGUCCUAAUGGCGCCUUCUAGUGGAGGGUUUUUUUUUUAUUGAACUUUUGUAUCUUCAGGGUUUUCUGUAUUCUGCAUUUACUGACUGAAAUGAUCAUUUGCAUUGUUUCUUUAUUAACAACCUUUUUUUUCUUUUUUCAAUAAACAAAGUGGGAUUUUU
Labrus mixtus (cuckoo wrasse) is the source of this 2833-nucleotide messenger RNA. It is a transcript of the gene antxr1d, whose product is annotated as ANTXR cell adhesion molecule 1d. Gene Ontology annotation, cellular component: membrane. The coding region runs from base 245 to 1972 and encodes 575 amino acids. Gene Ontology annotation, molecular function: signaling receptor activity. The record is from RefSeq and is a predicted model, not a curated record. NCBI's taxonomy places the organism in Eukaryota, Metazoa, Chordata, Actinopteri, Labriformes, Labridae. The transcript has 18 exons.